AUGAAACCACUACCGACAUUUCCAAUGCACAUGUGCACUCUUCUCUUAUACCUAACAGCUGUUUUUUUGACGCCUUGUUCAGUAAGUGCAUCCAUUUUUAUGACUGAAGAUAAAACAUGCGACCCGCUGGCAACAAACUGGCUAGCUUAUACCGGGUUCCGCGUGCAACGACUCUACGGAUACUCCAUAUAUCCAGGGCUCCCUGAAACCCGUCAUGUAAUGCUUCUUUCACAUUGCUCGCAGGGACGCGUGAACUAUGGACCUGCAGUUGUACCCGUAGGACGACAUGAAGACAUUGCAUGGGGGGUCAACAUUUGUGGGAGCACUCCAGACCCAAGUGCACUUGCACCUGCGCCUGUCUCAUUUGUAGAUCGACAACUAAAAAAGAAAUUGUUGCGGCUGAAAAAACGAAGACAACGAUGGACACUUAAAAACCCGCUUUAUCGAACAAAGUAUGGAACUAAGGUGUGGGUGAAGUGGAUUGCAAGUCCCAAAAGACGAUGGUUGUUUCGACAAGUGCGGAAAAUGAAUACCAAGUUACUUGCACAACAAGAAAAAGAAAUGAAUACAAUUUAUAAAAACGAUAACAAUACCAAAAAAGCAUGGAACUAUAUGUAUGAGAACCCGGAUGAUGACGAAUUGUUAGCAUUGUCAAAAAACGGCAUGGCCAUUGACCAACUAAGCAUGAUGAAAGUCGGGCCUCUUGAGCGGUUUUAUGACUGGAGACGCCGAGUGUUGCUUGCUGCAUCGUUACGCAUGGAAGCCGUGUUAAAUUCAACAAUACCUUUGGCUGAUGCACACAGACUAAUGAAUGGAUACGGAGCAUUGGAUUCGACUGCUAACGGAGGGUCGGAGCGCAGUAAAUUUUGGCGUAAAAUGGGCGGCAAGUUUAAAAAAAAUGCUGUACCCCAAUACAUGUGGGGAGAAAGUAAUGCUGAUACACAAAACUUGAAUGGGGGGGAACCUGAAAGUAAAGAUCAGUUGUCUCUUGAUACCGUAGGUGGAAUGUUCCCUGGAGGCGGGUCGUCCAUAGUGUCGCAUGCAUUGUCACGAUUGUCUUCGAAUCCGUUAGACCCAUUCACAGAUCCACCACCAUAUUGUUACCGGCUUGUUCGAAGGAAGCGAUAUGCGCUGCGACAUGUAUCUGUGUAUAUGCAAAACACAAUUGUAGGAGGGUUGUUUAUGUGUCCACGGUACGGGCGAUGCACAAACCAAAAUGCAAUACCUGUGUUGCCGUUGUAUAGCGAUAAUUAUGAAGGCCAGUGGAUUGAGGCAGGCCCCAUUCAGUGGUACAAAGCAGGAGCUCAGAGUGCGGAACUUGCCCGAGCAGCGUUUGCACGGGCCGCUGGGGUUGAUUUUUCAAUGAGUAAAGUAUGGGGCAUGAUAUUUUCUGAUUUGAAAAAAAGCAGUAAUUCAGGGGAUGAGGGAAAUGCUGAAGAUCAGACACAAGUAACAACAACACCUGAUGACGAUGGCACAGGAGAAACUCAAACAAUCAAGCUGGGUAAACAACUAGUUGCUCCCAUGAAACGCAAAGUACAAGCCACAAUGGGACUAUUGGCAAAUAGACUACCUACAUGGCUCUCUCUCCGGCGGUCUGUGGUUCAGCGGGUCCCGUUUUUGUACACAUCUGCAGCAGAUGGGCGGCGUGGACAUGAGAGUGACGGGGUAGCAGGGCUAUGGCCGUUAUGGGCACACGAGCUGGAAGUUGACGAGGAGUAUGAGUAUGACACAUUGGAGACACAGUUUGUGAAUCGUGCAGUGACCAAGGCUGUGAAUGUAAUGGCAUCGAGUGUUCGGCGGAUUGAUUUUAAUUGGGAAACAAUGUUUAAAGAAGAAAAAGAAAAGGAAAAGGAAAAAGAGAGUGAAAGUGAAAGUGAAAAUGAAAAUGAAAAUGAAAAUGAAAAUGAAAAUGAAAAUGAAAAUGAAAAUGAAAAUGAAAAUGAAAAUGAAAAUGAAAAUGAAAAUGAGAAUGAGGACGAGGAGGAUAGUUUAGGAUCUGAAAAAGAAAGAUUGGGAGUGAAAACUCUCAAGACAUGGCCCUUUACAUCCUUUUUUUCAAACAAUAUGUUGUAUAGGCUGCGCACCCUCGGAUUUUCCAAAAAAAAUGUGUGGGAGACGGUGCGUAAGUUGCAAGAGCCGUUUGACGAAAUACCGACUUGGCUCAAUAGCUUACCAAUUCGAGCUCAAAUGAGUAACCCAAAAUAG
Messenger RNA from Magnusiomyces paraingens, 2208 nucleotides. RefSeq lists its product as uncharacterized. Bases 1 to 2208 code for a protein of 735 amino acids. The transcript has a single exon. Lineage: Eukaryota; Fungi; Ascomycota; Dipodascomycetes; Dipodascales; Dipodascaceae. The record is from RefSeq and is a predicted model, not a curated record.